Messenger RNA from Vigna radiata var. radiata (mung bean), 609 nucleotides. RefSeq lists its product as uncharacterized. Bases 1 to 609 code for a protein of 202 amino acids. Lineage: Eukaryota; Viridiplantae; Streptophyta; Magnoliopsida; Fabales; Fabaceae. The transcript has a single exon. The record is from RefSeq and is a predicted model, not a curated record.
AUGAGGGCCAUUAUACCGGAAAACAAGAUGUUACCCCCGCUGGACAAGUAUGGAGGUUUGUCUGACCCAAUUAAGCACCUUCGACCGUUCGUAGAUUCUAUGGUUGUGUAUUCGACUGAUGAAUUAGUGUGGUGUCGGGUUUUUUCCUUGUCAUUAAAGGAGGAAGCCUUGGACUGGUUCCAUUCGUUACCACCGGCCACCAUUGAUAGUUUUACUACAUUACGGCAAAUGUUCAGCCAGCAAUACGCCUCAAGCAAAACCCCCGGGAUAACGUAUACUGCACUGGUGAGGAUGAGACAAGGGAGAGAUGAGUCUCUCAAGAUGUUCAUGGAUCGGUUUAAUCGCACAGCUAGGCAAGUGAGAAAUGCUGAUCAGAGAUUGAUCGUGGGCGCGUUGACAGCAGCGUUGAGACCAGGACCAUUUUUUUAUUAUCUCCACGCUGAAGAACCUCAGAGUAUGAAGGAGUUGCAGGACAGGCUGGCAAGUUUUAUUAGAAUUGAGGAAGGGCGAGCUCAUCAAAGAGGAAGAGAGGAAGGAGAGUCACAGGCAAGGAUGAACAGAGAGAGGGAUGUAAAGCAGACGGUUGGGAGAGUUGUUAGGGGGACGUAG